AUGUCGAAACUAUUGAUUGUCGGAACUGGAAUAAAAGGUGCUGCUUCUGCAGCUUUGCUCAGACAACAUAUGCCUCCGAAUAAAAGUGUUUUCAUGUGGGAUAAAGCUCGCGGACCAGGCGGAGGAAAUUAUAUUCAUUAUUUUGUCCCCACAGGUGGUCGGAUGUCUACAAAACGCUGUGCAGAAAACCCAGCAAUAACUGCUGAUCUUGGUGCUCAGUACAUCACACUUUCUAAGGAGUAUAGUUCCAAGAGACAGAGUCUGUACAGUGAACUGCAAUCACAAGGAAUUCUCAAGCCCAUGCAAGGGAAAGUUGAAGGUCCUAAUAAUUUUGACCUGCCAGGAGCCCAGCACUUUGUGACACCAGAUGGCUCAAGUUCACUUGUGAAAUACUUUCUACAAAAAUCAGGAGCUUAUAUAAAGUACCAGCAUCAGGUGUCUGAAAUAUCAUUCGAAAAUGGCAGUCCGGUUUCUGUAACAACACAUGAGGACAUCACUGAGGAUUUUGACAUUGUUGUGUUGACCUUGCCAGUUCCACAGAUGCUGCAACUAAGGGGAUCAUUGCAUGAUUAUGUAGGAAAUCAUCCUGAUGUGAAAAAGAAACUGUUAGAUGUCACAUAUUCGUCACGGUAUGCUUUGGCCCUGUUCUUCCCGCCACAAACAGACCUCAAGUACCCUUGGUGUGUUAAAUAUGUAUCGGAUAAUCCCUGUGUGAGGUACAUAGCCAUAGAUCAGGCAAGACGUGGUGAAGUGUCUCCAAGCCAGGGGCUGUCAUUAGUUGUUCAUACAAGUGUUCCGUAUGGACUAGCCCACCUCGAGGAUGAUUUGAACUCUGUCAGAGAUGAGAUCCUAAGUCAUUUGUCUGGAAUACUGCCUGAAUUACCAACUCCACUGAGUGUUGUUCCCCACAGAUGGAGGUAUUCACAGGUCCACCAGGCAUACGAAGGGACCCCUGGGUGUGUUGUUCUCAGCAGAGACCCACUGAUUAUUCUAGCUGGAGAUGCAUUUUCAAAAUCAACUUUUGAUGGUUGCAUAGAUUCUGCGGAGGCAGUAUUGAAGGCUGUGAUGAAUCAGCUUGGCAGUAGCUGA
This is a messenger RNA of Candidula unifasciata, 1089 nucleotides long. NCBI's taxonomy places the organism in Eukaryota, Metazoa, Mollusca, Gastropoda, Stylommatophora, Geomitridae. The record is from the annotation of a GenBank genome assembly.